GCAGUUUUGGCGUGACGUUAUUGCGGCGCGACGGCUUCUGUCGGAACUGACGGGAGCAGUAUAGGGAUAUCGGUUAUUCUUUUAACUGAGUUAUGGCGUUUAUGUGAGCGAUGUUCGCGGAGGAGUGGGCCGCCGCCCGCCGGAGCACAGUGUAAAAGGGGCCUUCUGUUAUUUUGCAGACAGCUCUGUGCUGAGAAUGGGCAUCCUCUUCACCAAGAUAUGGAGGCUGUUUAGCCAUCAGGAGCACAAAGUCAUAAUUGUAGGACUGGAUAAUGCUGGAAAAACUACUAUACUGUAUCAGUUCUCAAUGAAUGAAGUUGUCCAUACGUCUCCGACAAUUGGAAGCAACGUAGAGGAGAUAGUGGUGAAUAACACACGAUUUCUGAUGUGGGAUAUUGGAGGGCAAGAAUCCUUACGGUCGUCAUGGAAUACCUACUAUACAAACACAGAAUUUGUGAUCAUCGUAGUGGACAGCACAGACCGAGAGAGAAUCUCGGUUACAAGAGAAGAGUUGUACAAAAUGUUAUCGCAUGAGGAUUUAAAGAAAGCCGGGUUGCUAGUCUUUGCAAACAAACAAGAUGUCAAAGAGUGCAUGACGGUAGCAGAAAUUUCACAGUAUUUGAAGCUGACUUCGGUUAAAGACCAUCCAUGGCAUAUACAAGCUUGCUGUGCAUUGACUGGAGAAGGACUAUGUCAAGGACUUGAAUGGAUGAUGUCAAGACUUAAAUCCAGAUGACCACAGCCGCACUCAUAAAGAGACAUUAAGCUCACGACAUACUGUAUUUAUGAAUCCCUGGUCUGCUGCAAACUGUAUUUAUGAACUUGUUCCAAACGUUUAAUCGUCAAGACGGAAUGAAACAAAAGUUUGCAAAUCCAUCCAAAGGAACCAUCUGUAUAUUUCUGCAUCUUUUAACAUUUUUUUGGAAGAUUUAUUGUUUCAAAGCUUGGAUUGGCUUGAUUUUGUGUUUUAUCCAUUGGCGACAGAAAGCCAACAGGCCCAAGAAUUUUUAACUCUCUUCCGCAUUUUAAAAUGUAAUUUAACCAGUCCCACUCUUAAGAACGUAAUAACUAAGCAGUAAUUAUUUUUUUUUAAAAACAAAAAUUACAAGUGGGGCCAAAAAUAUGUACAUAUCUCUGUGUUUGCCGUGUGUGCAUGCAUGCUGAUAUGUUUUGUUUUAAUCUGUGGAAUAUUUGCAUUGUUAACUUUAAAAAUUACUGUGUUGGCUCGUCCCUCUGGCUUCCAAGUAGGUAAAUGUUGUGAAAGGUCGAAAUAAUGACCUUUUUUUGAAUUACUUGUCCCCUUUUUUUAUCUUUUAUUUUUGGGAUUUCAUAAGGAACAUUGCAUUUCUUGACGAGUGAAACAUGUCUACGGUUUAAUUUCUUCGCCACUCUGCACGUUUCACCCACGAAAGAAAACUCUCAAGACAUCCUUCAUAAAAUAAAAUUAGGGAGUCGCUGCUUGUUCUUGA
This is a messenger RNA of Spea bombifrons (plains spadefoot toad), 1469 nucleotides long. It is a transcript of the gene ARL5A, whose product is annotated as ADP ribosylation factor like GTPase 5A. The transcript has 7 exons. NCBI's taxonomy places the organism in Eukaryota, Metazoa, Chordata, Amphibia, Anura, Pelobatidae. Gene Ontology annotation, cellular component: cytoplasm; trans-Golgi network. The record is from RefSeq and is a predicted model, not a curated record. Gene Ontology annotation, molecular function: GTPase activity; GTP binding. Gene Ontology annotation, biological process: protein localization to Golgi membrane; vesicle-mediated transport; intracellular protein transport. Bases 197 to 736 code for a protein of 179 amino acids.